This is a messenger RNA of Anopheles bellator, 3167 nucleotides long. Its product is annotated as glycoprotein-N-acetylgalactosamine 3-beta-galactosyltransferase 1-like. Gene Ontology annotation, cellular component: membrane. The record is from RefSeq and is a predicted model, not a curated record. Gene Ontology annotation, molecular function: N-acetylgalactosaminide beta-1,3-galactosyltransferase activity. The coding region runs from base 749 to 1948 and encodes 399 amino acids. Lineage: Eukaryota; Metazoa; Arthropoda; Insecta; Diptera; Culicidae. The transcript has 5 exons.
UGCCUCAACUGCAAUUUGUGUGCUCAGAAUGUGGCUUCCUUGGCGACUAGCUUAUCGCUCGGUUUCCUGUCGGUGCUGAUAGCUCUUGCAUCGACAAAUAUACGGCCUCCGUACGAAUCUGCGAGUAAAAAUACUUCAUCGGCUGGUCUCCGACGUGCGGACUAUCGAGAACCGGAAAUUGCUAUCGCUUGCUAAUAUUACGGGGCUCUGAUACGCUUACCAAAGUGCUCAGAACGGAACGAGCAGAGAAAACGGCAGGAAUAACAAAAUGACAUCCGAACAGUGAGAGAAUGAUAGCAGCACCGUUUACGGCGCUUGGCGAAGACUAACAUGAUACAGUGGCCGGAGCGGAGGUGAUGUUUAGAAUCGCGUUAGCUGUGUUUUCGGACAGUACGACGGGAACCGUGCCGCCGAGAUUGGCUAGUUUAGUGCUGAAAUAAGUUCUGCGUACAUUCCCAACCUAUGCUUUUACCUUUGUAAAACUGAAGUUAUGGAAUUCCUGCCACGCUCUACUCUACAUUGUAUUUUAUUGAAAAACGGAACUUGCUUGUUCCUGCGGGUUAUUGUAAAGUGCAACUGAGUGUUAUCUGUGAAACGGUGCAACAAUAGCAAUUCAACGAAGGAAUGGUCUUCUAACUUUGUUUCCACCGAACGCUGGAACAAACAUCGGAGCCACCGUUCAAACGUGAAUUCCUACUCGAAACAAAACGGCCAUUACGAGCCACCAGCGGAAACUACCCUCAUAACUAUGAAGAUAACCGAUCUUGGGCUUCGGAAUGGCAAUCAGCCGCGAACCUUUAUCACACUUCUCUUUGGCACGGUUCUGGGUUUUAUGUUUGCAACAUUUAUCACGUACUCGACAGAGCGCCAGCAACCGUGGCUCCCAGAAUACUACCAUCAACGUGAAGCACCGUCGGUUGCCAGCGAUCCGCAUACGGGUCACGAGCUGCGGGACGCUGCCGGUCCUGAGAAAGACGUUGGCAAGCAUGGGUCCCACGAAGAAGUGCACGCACACGAAAAUUCCUCUCUAGCCCAGCAACUGCAGCGCGAGGUUCGCGUCCUCUGCUGGGUAAUGACAAACCCGAGCAAUCACAAGAAGAAAGCACUGCACGUAAAACGUACCUGGGCGGGCCGUUGCAACAAGAUUUUGUUCAUGAGCUCGCAAAAGGACCCGCUGAUCGACUCAAUUGCGCUGCCCGUGGGCGAAGGGCGUAACAACUUGUGGGCGAAAACGAAGGAAGCCUUCAAGUAUAUCUACCAGCACCAUUUGGACGAUGCCGAUUGGUUCCUAAAAGCUGACGAUGACACUUACGUGAUCGUGGAAAAUCUGCGUUACAUGCUGUACUCGUACUCACCGAGCUUCCCGAUCUACUUUGGUUGCCGUUUCAAACCGUUCGUCAAGCAAGGCUACAUGUCAGGCGGUGCCGGUUAUGUGUUGAGCAAAGAAGCAGUCAAGCGUUUCAUUGAGGAUGCACUGCCUAACCCCCAAUGUCGCCAGGACGCGGAUGGAUCGGAGGAUGUCGAAAUUGGCAAAUGUCUGGAAAUGGUGAAGGUUCUGGCCGGUGAUUCGAGGGACGCUGUAGGGCGGGGACGAUUUUUCCCAUUUGUGCCGGAGCAUCAUUUAAUUCCGAACCAUGUUGGAAAUGAUUUUUGGUAUGUCCAAUACUCUUACUACAAAGCGGAUGAGGGCCUCGACUGUUGUUCCGACAAUGCAAUCUCAUUUCACUACGUGUCGCCAAACCAGAUGUACGUACUAGAUUAUCUUAUCUACCAUUUGCGGCCAUACGGUAUUGUGGGCCACGCGCAACCUCUACCAAAGAAGCUCAGCCUAACUGAUCUAGUGCGGGUAGACGAUUUGGGAAAGACAACCACAAAACCAUCAACGGCGCAACAGCAGCAGCAGCAGACCAAAGCCGUUGCGGUCGAUACAACAAAAGAAGCAAAAUGACGAAUGGGGAUACCAAAGCUAAUGUACCAAAAACCUAACUCGAAAAAGUAGAAAGCAACAAGUAGUGCUAAGUACCAAAAAUCCAAAAAGGAACUUUGCCCACAACGUAAACAAGUAGAGUGAAUUCAUCGGGUCUUGAAGGAUGUUCCGGCCUGGUGAUACUUCGAUAUCACUUGAAAAGAAUGUCAUUUAGUUUUGCUAAGCUAUCGAUAUUAAGACACACGCCAAAUCGUGACGUGCGAAGUGGCGCAGGAUUUGGCCACUUGCUCUUUCCUUUUCCUUUGUUUUUUUCCUUAUGUAUAUCCUGUUUUAAUUUUUGUGUGAUAUGGAUACUCAAUCAAUUUUUUUCUCCAAGGUUGAAUCAGAAUGCAUUCAAGAGAGGGUCCGUUGGCAACAGUGCCAUUAAGACGUAAGAAAGUAGAAAUAAGAAGGCUGAAAUUAGACGGAAAUCUCGCAUCACCCAAACUCGGAACAGCUGUGUUACGUUUCCACUAUCAAAUAUGAACUCCAUUUCUCUGAAACAUCGUCUGAACUAAUUUAGUAGGAUUGCUGUACGUGUGUUCCUUACACUUCAUAAACCGAGAGGGCUCAUAUUAACUUCGUCCAUAAAACUGCUACCUUCUAAACUUCAUUUGUGAAUCUCUUUAGGAAUCUCAAAUGUAGUACUUUACAAUUGGUUUGGACAGUGUUAUGCAUUUUAUCAGUCUGUUCCUCAAAUUAAAGAACAUCACUCGUGCAAAUAAAAAUCAAGUAAAGUAGAAGUAGAAUUCUUUCGUUCCGAUUGCUAGAACAUCUUCUCGAAAACUUUGUCCAAAGAAUACACGUAAACGUUUUCGUUCGCCCGUACAAAAGCAAACGCCUCUAUUCCAUCUUCUCUCGAACUAACCAUGCAUUUCAUUAGGACUAUUGAAAAUAAUACCGUUCACUGUACCGUUUCGAUUUCCGUAUUCAAAUGCAAUCAAUGCAAAGGGUAAUUUCAGCCAUAAUGCCAUCACAUUCAGGAAUGUUUAGUAUGAUGUUAGAGAUCAGAAACUGACUAACAGUGUGCGUUCAAAGUAAGAAGAACAUGAAUAGCAAUUAACAUAUUUCCUAUGUUAUAUCCUUCAACCAGUACUGAUGCAAACAAAUGAGUCGCAACAGCUCAGCAGUUGCAAGAAACUCUGAAAUACUCCCUUAAGUCGAACAAAUUUUUAGCUGCAAGCUGUGUAACGCAUCAUUA